UCCAACCACCUCUAAAAAGAAAGAAAGAAAGAAAAUAAAUAAAAAAUAAAAAUUCCCAUCCAUCCUCACACGGCCACACCGCAGCAACUCCAUGGCCGCCGGCGACCCCUCCGUCGCCGCCGGGAACGUCCACCCGGAUUUCUCCUUUCCCAGCCGCCUCCGCGAAGCACUCGCCGACCUCUCUCAGGCGUUCGACUCCGGCGACACCGCGGUCUCCGACUCUGCUGUCGCCGCCGUUUCCGAUGUCCUCGAUGCCGUAGCCGCCUCCGCUGCCGAGGCCGCUGAUGGUGGCGACGGUGAUGAUGCGCUGCGAUUGGAUGCGGCGACCAGGGCCUCGGAGGAGCUUCUCCGCGAGGUGCACGCGUUCCUUUCGUGCCCUUCCUCGAACCAGAUGGCCAUUGACGCACUUUCGCUCGUGCUCCCGAAACCUGUAGCGACGCUGGGGGCUCUGAUGGGGAGUUGUUGGGACGUUGCCGCCACUAUCAUCAAGUUAUUCGUGACGAAUUGCAGCCCGAGGGACAUGCUCUCGAUCCUCUGUGAGGCAUUAGAUACGCCAAUGGAAUUAUUAAAUGGCUCAGCCUACUUUGUUCUUCUACUCAAUGGGCUUGCUGAAGUGCUUACUUUAAUUCAGAGGCGACAUAUCGAGCAAGUAAUGGUGGUGCUUCCUGCUGUCCUUAAAGUUGUGCAUGCUACUGUAUCAGAAUGUGAUGAGGAGCAUGGAAAGGCUGCUGUUGAUCUCUUCAAUGCAGCACUUGGAAUUGGAAAUGCCAUUCAUGAAAUGUGCAAAGCAAUGUUUGACAAGAACAAAGAAGAUCUCUGUGCUAUUCUUGGCCUAUACUCACUUCAGAAUAUAGCUCUUAUAUCGCGAAGCAAGCAGCAUGAUAUUGUCUCUGCUUGUGGUUCGGUUGUUCAACAGCAUUCCCGAUUUCUUAAAUUUUGUGGAUUCACAUAUCUCGGUCUUCUAACUGGUAAUGGUGUCACAGCGGCCAUUGAUAAGCUUUCCAAAGAUGAAGAUGAUGAUUUUGUGGAGCUUUUUAUCUUUGCUAUGGAUGGUGCAAUGCUCUCAGCUGUGUGGACAUAUAUGUAUGAUGACAUGUCAGAGCAUUCUGGAGCAGAGUUGGAAUUAGCACUGAAGAAAGUUCAGGACAACCAUAUGAAGAAAUGGGAAGCAAUUAACAUGCUUAAAUAUGUCCUAUCCCCAAUUAGUUACCCAUGGAUAAUCAAAUCCCACUGUAUAAACUUGUUGCUGACUCUAGCUGAUGGAAAUCAUAUUGAAGAAACCAAUGAUCAUGUAGAUUUCACGUCAUAUGCUCCUCGUAUUUUUGCAACACUCAAGGCCGUUGAAAGCGUCAUGAUGGCUGCCCCAGAGGCAUUGAUGCGGAAAAAAGCUUUUGCUGCUUUGAAAAUGGUUAUUUCAAUGGUGCCAUCAUCUCAGAGAUUUGAUAUCUUACGAGCUCUCGUAAAUAAUAGCAUGUCCCCUUCCUUGACUGCAAUUCUCUUAGAUCUAGUGAGGGAGGAAGUUUUGAGAGAGAGUCGUCGAGAUGACAAGGAUCGUGCUGAAUCUGAUGGAUUGCAAGAUCAUGGGGAGUUGCCACCUUGGGCUUCUCAUGCUCUUGACUUUGUCGAGCUGAUUAUGAGGCCUCCAGAAGGUGGUCCUCCUUGCCUUCCUGAUCACAGUGAACAGGUAUUAUCAGCUCUGAACUUGCUCAGAUUGAUUCUGAUAAUAGAUUCAAGAGGAUCGAAUUUCGGAAAAUUGUUCCGGGAAGAAACGUUGCGGAAGGUGCACUCAGAGUGGCUGAUCCCACUAAGACCAAUCGUCGCAGGAAUUCAGUCAGAAAACGAGAAGGAUGGUAGUGAGAUUGCAGGUCAGAUCAUGUGCUCGUUAAAUCCUGUUCAACUGGUACUGUACCGCUGCAUUGAGUUGGUGGAGAAGAUGAAAUGCUGCUAAGGAUUCCGUUUUCCACUCAUUUCCAUACAAUACUAACCACUGCAUCGAGGAGGCGAGCAAAAUUGGAAAGUUCUUGAGGAUUCGAAUUUCAGUAGUCUAGGUUAUGGCAUAUAAUUGGUAGUGGAAUGAAGAUAACGUGCUUUACUCUUUCAUUUGUAUCUGGAUUACCCCUUGGGUUGGGCGCGGGGUCGAAGGGCUUGGUUGGAAGGUAAGUUGUGGUUGUUUAGGCUUAGAUGUCCUUUUCAGUCCCUUUGCCAGGGAAACUAGUUUCUUUUGUUUAAGUUUGUCAAAUGCCGGUUCACGCGUGUCUGCAUGAAUAUAUAAUGUCAGUAUUACAAAUUUAGAAUGGUUUACCCAUGUAAAAGCUACGUACAAUCGUGCAUCAUCCUAACACUACAGCAAAUCGUGAGAAAUCUCCUUUCUGGAA
Messenger RNA from Phragmites australis (common reed), 2375 nucleotides. Its product is annotated as aberrant root formation protein 4. The record is from RefSeq and is a predicted model, not a curated record. Gene Ontology annotation, molecular function: ubiquitin-protein transferase inhibitor activity. The transcript has 14 exons. Gene Ontology annotation, cellular component: cytoplasm. Bases 92 to 1948 code for a protein of 618 amino acids. Lineage: Eukaryota; Viridiplantae; Streptophyta; Magnoliopsida; Poales; Poaceae.